Pediculus humanus corporis (human body louse) is the source of this 4104-nucleotide messenger RNA. RefSeq names its product paramyosin, long form, putative. Lineage: Eukaryota; Metazoa; Arthropoda; Insecta; Psocodea; Pediculidae. Gene Ontology annotation, biological process: mitotic spindle organization; cell population proliferation. The record is from RefSeq and is a predicted model, not a curated record. The transcript is spliced from 3 exons. The coding region runs from base 1 to 4104 and encodes 1367 amino acids. Gene Ontology annotation, cellular component: cytoplasm.
AUGGAAACAUUAGUGUGUAAAACAUCAAGCAAUGAAAUUCAAGAAGGAGACUUUGGUCUAGACACAAAUUUUAGAGCUUUACUCUUUACAAAUUCAGAUUUGGCUUCAACUGAUAUUACUAUUUCACAAAACACUAAUAGUGAAGAAUUUAUGGAAUCUAGUAAGGAAAAUUUAAUCAAUCAAACCAGUACUACUUCUUUUGGCAGUGAUUCUAAAACUUCUAACGGAUUGUCAAACAAAACAUUAUCUCCAACUUUAAUAGGGCAAGCUUUCAAGGUUAUGAAAAAUUUAUUUUCUCCAGAUAAAAUUAUGAGUAAAUCAUCCAACAAUGCACAGUCGUGUGAUUCUUCAGAAUCGUUUUCUGAUUCAUUAAAAUAUAAAAGUAAAUCUGCACAGGAUGUUUCGAUAGUUGGUUGCAAAAAUCUUGAAAGUAAAUUUGAAACUGAGAAUGAGAAUAAUGUUGGCGUUAUUGCAAGUUCUCAUAAUUUAGAUAAUCACAACACAACCAAUGAAUCUUACUUAACCACUGGAUCAAUUGUUGAAGAUUCAUUUCAAUCUGCAGUUACUAAUUUAGAUGGUACAAGAGAAGUGAUAAAGAGUGAUCACAAUGUUUCUUCAGUAAUUUCACUUGACAAUUCCCAGUGUUUGACCUCAACGAAUUCUUGUAAUGAAUCUACUAUUUAUAAUGAUUGCACCUUGGAAAACACAAUAAUUAAAAUUUCUGAUAUAAGUUUGUCAAAUAAUUGUCGACUUCCAGUCGCGAAAAACGAUAGUAACUGCAAUGAUUUAGAGGUUGUAAAUAAAAGUAUUUUGACUGAAAACGAAAAAGUUGAAAUGCCUAAAAAUUCUGGAGAAUGUUGCGUUGACGACACAUCUGUAAUGAAUUCUGUAAAUAAUGAUACAGUUCUUUCCGAAAUGGAGCAAAGUGAAAACAAUUGUUGCUACAGUAAAAGUUCCGAAAAAUUUUAUGAUUUUGAAAAAAAUAUGGAAUCUGACCUUGCAGAGACCUGUAUGGACGAUAAUAAUGAAAAUAAUAAAAAUUCUGAGGAUUUAAAUUCUGUAGAUUUAUUUCGAUUUACAAAACCAACAUCUACAGAAUCCGAGACGAGUUUUUUUGAUGUCAAUGAAACUGAAAGUGAAUGUUUUUUCGAAGUAGCAAAUGAUGGUCCCGAAAAUGCAUUAACUGGCAGCAUCAGCACUACUACAAUAAUUCUAGAUAAGAAUCAUCCAUCGAAUCACUUUUUGGAAAACGGAGGAGAUAAAAGUCCAGUAAUUUCUAUUUAUGAUUCUAAGAAAAGUACGUCUCCUAAUAAUAAAUGUACAAAAAAUGAAUUCUUACUUAAUCAAAGUAUUGAACAGGUGGAAAAGAAAAUGAAAAAAUCAAAUAAUAAUAAAAAGGGAAAUUUUAACAAAUUGAAUAAAACUUUUGAUGGAAGUAAUAGGAAAAAUUUUAAUAAAUCUCCAAAAUCAAAACGAAACGGAAGUUUAGAUUUAAAAGGAAAGAAAAAUAGUUUGAGUAAUCAUGCAGAGAUUACCAAUAAUCAUACUUACACUCAUGAAGAACGCGACAAUAAUAAUUCUACGCCUUCUCAAAAUUUUUCUAGUAUGCCUGAUUUAUCACUCGCUAAAACCCUUUCCUCUCAACAGAGUUAUACUAUUUUGGAAACAAUGAAUGAUUUGAAAAGACCCGUUAUUAACUCUCCGGAAGAUUCCAACGUCACAACAAGUACAAAUUCUUUUUGUAGCUCUGGCAGUAAUCUUGUUGGCAAGAAAACUUAUACAAAAAUAUCUAAUGAAUUUGAUCUUACCACGAGUAAAACUGAAACUUUAAUUUCUGCUCCGAAGCAAUCUACUCCUGUUGUAGCAGGAAACAAGACGGAUGAAACUUCAACGAAUUGUGAAAGUCUUUUAUCAAGUCCUACAUCGGAAGUGCUGGUGGGUUGCAAUAUUGAAAAAAAACUCGAAAAUGUUGAUGGUGAAACAAAAAAUUUGAAUUCUGUUCCUUUUAUAGGCAAGCAUGAAAUCGAAAUUUCACCCAUAAACUCUUUCAACGAAGAUCCUCUUCCUUGUAUAGAAAAAAAACUAUCAUCGAAUGAUGAGACGGGUUUUGAUAGUUUAGAAAACGCAAAUAAAACUCGGUUUUCAUCUCUUGAAAAUAAUGUUUUUCGUGUAUCCCAGUCCAGCAUAAAUCAAACAACAAUCGAUCUAUCCGAACCUGGGACCGAUAAAUUGAAAGAUACUCAACCUUUAAAUCCUUGUCCUGAUUCCAAAGAUCUCGAUAAACCUAUGGAAAAUAAUUGUCAAUUAAAUGUGACGAUAGAUUUGACUACGCAGGUACCUGGAGUUGAACUCGAAGAAACUUUCGAAAAAAAAGAAUUAAAAAAUGAAACGGAAGAGAAUAAUGUACAGUAUUCGUCGAUUAACGGUAGAAGAGAAUCAGAAGACAAAGAAAAAGUCGAUGGAAAAUCAAGUACAUCCGAGCUGCCGAUGGAUAACAAUGAUCGUCGUAUCACUGUCGAAGAACCUUUACUCACGGACAGCAAAAGAAAUUCGACAUCAAGUUUUUUAAGCGUAACAAGUUCGAACGCAUCCUUGCUUUACAUUGAUAACGCAAUUAUGGAAUCGCAUCAACAAAUGAACGCAAACGAUAAUAAUAAUAUAAAUAAAAAUAAAGACGUAAAAAUAAUUAAAGAAGAGGUACAAAUUAAUUCUGCGGACAACGAAAAAUGGUCAGACGGAUCUAAUUUAACAUCACCUGUAAAUAUGGGCCUGCCGAUGGAUUGUGGUACAACAACUUCCGUUACGGAUGUUUAUUCGAAAUUUCAAUGCGAUCCGAAUUUAAUGGAACUCAUAAAGGAACAAUUCACAUCGAAAGAUAUCGAAAAAGUUUGCAGCGUUGUCGAGGGUAUGUCGGAUACGGUUUUAUCAAAUUCCGAUUUCAAAUCCGAGGAUUACGAUUUUAAAAAACCCAUUUUCGAACCACACGUAAACGGUUUGAAUUCUAAAAAUAUAAGAAUAAGUUUUAGUAUAAAUAACGAAGAGAAAACACCGGAAGAAAUUUUUAAAGCGUUGUCACCUCACAGUUUUGACUUCUUGGGUUCCAUCAGUGGUAAACCGACAGGUCGAGAUUUAAGUCGCGAAUCACUUUUCGUGAAAUUCGAUCCCCUGGUACAAGCCCCAAACGGUGUCAGUUUAAUAGAUUUUACGAAAGAAGUCGAAGAAUUAAACACCGCGAUAGAAUUAUCCCCGAAUAAUAAUAAUAAUAAUAAUAAUAAUUCUGCCGUCGAACAUUUACUAAAUAUUUCUCCUCAGAAAAAUCCCGAAAUCAUAGUACCUCCUCUCACUCCUCUUUCGAACAGGAAUAAAAAAUCCGUGAGCGAACCGAAUAUAGAAAAAUUAAAAGAAUUACAAAACGAAAUUUAUUUUAUGAAAAAUUUAUACGCGGAAAGGGAAAAGGCAAACAGUGAGAAAUGGGACGAUUACGAAACUCAAAUAGCAAGGUUGACGGGAGAAAAAUGUCUUUUGGAACAAAAUUUAAAAGAAUCCGGGGAUAGGGAAAAAUCACUCGUUAAAAAAAUGCAAGAACAAAAUCGUAACGUCGAACAAUUGAAAACGAUAAUGGAGGAAUACGUGAAAGUCAUAUCAGCACUCACGACGGAAUUGGAAAAUGUGAAAAAGGAAAAUGAAAAACAAAUAAAAAAUUUAACGACGGAAAAAGACACGUACAUGAUACAUUUGCAAAAUACUGAAGCCGCAUUCACGGACGUGCACGCGAAAUACGAGAAAAGUAAAAAAACUAUAAUCAAUUUGAAAACGAACGAAACGAUGUUUAGGAAAACGAUAGCGGAACAAAUGGAAAAAAUGGAAGAGUACAAGGAGAAAACGGGAGAAGUGCAAGAGAAAACGUGGAGGGAAAUGGAAAAAUUACGGGAAGAAUUAAACGAGGAGAAAAUUUUACAUUCGCAAGAAUUGACUCGACUUAGAGCACAAUUGAGAAAAACGGAAUUAAAACUCGAAGCGAUGCAAGAAUCAUUGGAACAAAAAAUAAAAGAAAAUCAACAGUUGACGGCCAUUUGCGACGAGCUUAUUGAGGGUAAAAAAUAA